This is a messenger RNA of Salvelinus sp. IW2-2015, 5530 nucleotides long. RefSeq names its product FERM and PDZ domain-containing protein 4-like. Gene Ontology annotation, molecular function: protein binding. NCBI's taxonomy places the organism in Eukaryota, Metazoa, Chordata, Actinopteri, Salmoniformes, Salmonidae. The record is from RefSeq and is a predicted model, not a curated record. Gene Ontology annotation, cellular component: cytoskeleton.
UAAGGCAGCUCACAUCUAGAAUUAGAUGAUUUAGGCUACUUCCCACACACACUGGCAUUUUAUCAAACCUAAAACAUGCAUCAUCAUUACUGUGGUGAUGACCGUUGUGCAUAUUUACCCGAAUCUUAACAUUUAGGCUAGUGAUGAAUUAGAUCAACAACAAAAAAAGAUCAGCAGCGUUGCCUCACUUGGAGCGGCCCCCAUCAUUGCGCUAAAUGGUGCGGUCUGGUCUGGUUUGUGUGUCAUGGAAAAACAGGCCACUGAUGCAUUGCACUGUGGCCCAGGGGCCAGUGGCAGUCCACAUGACUGGAUUGGUUCAUGUCAAGUAUUUAUGUCACAGGGGGAAAUACUUUUUCGACCUCGACCUAUUCCAUAUGGUUAUCUUCAACUUUAUGGUAAUGAGAAAAGGGGAGAGGGUGUGUGUGGAAGUGCUAUACAAGGUGUAUCUGACAUGUAGAAUUUCCCCAAAAUAAUUGUAUUGGGGAUUACUAGCCUGUAUUUAAUCAUUCAUACAGUAACUGUUCAGUUCUCAUGGACCACUGUCCAAAACCUACAAGACAGCAUAUCUGUUAUGUAAUUGAAUUUAAUUCAGUUGCAGCAAGGCAACACACAUGUGCUUCGCUUCAUAACUAAUGGAAGACUGCGUAUGCCAUUCACGCAUGAGAGAAUCUGCUCAGGGUAAUCCAGCGUGAACUAUCAUAAUGCUGUAAUGCUGCAGCUUUAAGGGAGAAUUCUGCCCUAACAAUCCCAUCAUCAGAACACGAGAUAAUACAACAGAAAUUACUCAUUAAUUGAAUAGCCUGGGGCUAGAAUUUACUGUAAACUACAGUACAUGAUUAAUGCAUAUUAUUGGCAAAGCCUUGUUUUGGACAGGUGCUUGAGUGAUGGCUAGUAGGCCAUUUGAUUUCAUAGUGUGACGUUCAAAGUUGGUGCUAGUAUUUAUAGGCCUGAAAAUGUAUUUUUGUCUCAUCUGCUGCUCAAAUGGUUGGGGAAAGUUACAUGUGUUGUACAGUAGUGUUCCACAAACAGCUCAUUGCUUCGAUGUCCUGCAUCAUUGUUGUUACCAUUGUGCAGCUAGGUGAAGGAGCAGGAGAAAUGCUGACUUCCAACAGGUUUUCAAAUUUUUUUGUGCCCAUUUUCUUAGCGAAGCAUCAGUAGUGCACCAGCACAGCCACUUAUCGGUUCCUAGCUGUUCACGAUUGAUCCCUCUUUGCUUUCUGAUGCAGUGGCCCGGAAUGUGAUGUUAUUUCAUUACUGAGGCAGAAGAGACGAGCUGGGUCCCAGCCCUGGGGGCAUCUCUCUCUCCCUGACUUGGACAGGACCACAGUACGUGAUAACAGCUGAAUGGUUCAGGCAGGCUAGCUCAGUUAGUUGCCUAUGGUAACUCUUGCUGGAGCGUGGAACAGACAGAGACUCUGGACUCUGGAGAAAGGAGUGAAGGAGUAAAUAUCCAGUAGAGCUGGUGAAAGGGUCGGUUUGGAGAGAGAGAGGAGGAGAGGAGAGGAAAACGAGGGCUGUUUCAAGGCCUGUCAUUAGCUAUGGACCCAGAUGACAAUGAACUUGGAGUGUUCACCGUCAUUCACCACAGGACCAAGUCAUCAGGCUGGCCACCUCCUUCUGGCACCUGGAGCGCCGCACAUGGACCCCCCAAUGGAUGGGACAUGGCCACCAAUAGAGACGGACGAGACUGCUACAUCAACCACGUGUCCCAAAGCAGCUCCCUGGAGGAGGUUCGUCUGGACGGGGACAAGUUUGUACCUCCAGCCCCCCGCAAGGUGGAGAUGAGACGAGAUCCAGUCCUGGGCUUUGGCUUUGUGGCAGGCAGUGAGAAACCUGUGGUGGUCCGGUCAGUCACACCAGGAGGUCCCUCUGAGGGCAGACUGACCCCAGGAGACGAGAUCGUCAUGAUUAACGAUGAGCCGGUUAGCUCCGCCCCCAGAGAGAGGGUCAUCGACCUCGUCAGGAGCUGCAAGGAAUCCAUUGUUUUGACAGUGGUUCAACCGUACCCAUCUCCCAAAUCUGCGUUCAUCAGUGCAGCCAAGAAGGCCAAGUUAAAGUCUAAUCCAGUGAAAGUCCGCUUUGCAGAGGAGGUCAUCAUUAAUGGACAGGUCCCAGAAUCUGUGAAGGACAACUCUCUACUCUUCAUGCCAAAUGUUCUGAAGGUGUACCUGGAGAACGGACAGACCAAAUCCUUCAAGUUUGACAGUAACACAUCCAUUAAGGAUGUCAUCUUGACCCUGCAAGAGAAGCUCUCCGUUAAGAGUAUUGAACACUUCUCGCUGAUGCUGGAGCACAGAAACGAGGGCUCGGCCAGCAAACUCAUGAUUCUCCACGAGCAGGAGAUGUUAACUCAGGUGACACAGAGACCAGGGGCACACAAGAUGAAAUGCUUCUUCCGCAUCAGCUUUGUCCCAAAGGACCCCGUUGACCUGCUCAGGAGAGAUGCAGUGGCGUUUGAAUACCUCUAUGUUCAGAGCUGUAAUGACGUGGUGCUGGAGCGAUUUGGGUCAGAGCUGAAAUACGACACGGCCCUGCGUCUGGCUGCCCUGCAGAUGUACAUCCUCACCAUCAACACCAAGCAGUCACAGAAAGUCUCGCUCAAAUACAUUGAGAAGGAGUGGGGUUUGGCACUGUUUCUCCCUCCUGCAGUACUGUCCAGCAUGAAAGAGAAGAACAUCAAGAAAGCCCUAACACACAUUCUCAAAACCAACCAGAAUCUGGUACCUCCUGGAAAAAAGCUGUCAGCAUUACAGGCCAAAGUCCACUAUCUGAAGUAUCUCAGUGACCUGCGACUGUACGGAGGACGGGUUUUCAAAUCUAUACUGCUGCAAGGAGAGAAGCACACAGAGGUAACCCUGCUAGUUGGUCCAAGGUAUGGCAUCAGUCAUGUGAUCAACACCAAGACUAACCUGGUGGCGCUGCUGGCGGACUUCAGCCACGUCAACCGCAUCGAGAUGUACACAGAGGACGAGAAGAACGUCAGGGUAGAGCUACAUGUUCUGGAUGUCAAGCCCAUCACUCUGCUAAUGGAGUCCACUGAUGCGAUGAAUCUGGCCUGUUUGACUGCUGGAUACUACAGACUACUAGUGGACUCUCGCCGUUCCAUCUUCAACAUGGCAAAAACAGGGAAUGCAGACACCGGCCAUGACUGCAGAGUAAAGCAGAACUAUCAAGCUAUAGAGUGGGCGUACAGCACCUCCUUUAGAGGGUGUGAGGAGCACCACAACAACCAGCGCUGUACGUCCAGGGAGCCCUCCUCCAACAGAGACUCAGACUGCAUGGACCAUGGGAUGAGUGAGAGUGACAUGUCCCCUGUCUAUAUCACUGAGAUCCAGCAGCCGCCCCAGAACAACAUGCACAUGGCAGAGAGGGUAGAUACCAGAGGGGGGACCAGAGGCCCAACACACCCCCAGCCCUACCUCUGUGCCCCCAGACCCAAAGCCCAGGAAUCCCCCCGCAGUGCCAAGGUCUCCUUCAUCUUCGGGGAUCCACCGUUAGACAGUGUGAACCCCCAGAACCUUGGCUACCAGAGGCUGAUGGAUGAAGUCCCAGAGGUUCUACACGACCACAGCCCCAUGUAUGAGCGACUAGAGGAGGACUACAAGAGCAAGGAUCCCAUGGGGAUGGACGGGGAGGGCUAUCCGUACGGCGCCAAAAUCUUCGGCAACACCGAGUGCAUUGAGGAGCCGCUGCUGCACGACAUCUGCUACGCCGACACCACGGACGCCGACGAGGACGAGGAUGACAUCAGCUGCGAGGAGGACAUGGGGCUGAUGGGGGAUCUGGACAAGGCCACCUUCCUCUCGUUCUCUGGGUCCAGCGAUGACAUCAUCGACCUGACCUCCCUGCCCCCGCCGCCAGAGGGUAAAGACGAGGAGGAUAACGAGGAUGUAUUGCUUCACUCCCUCAACCUGGCCAUCGCAGCCCCGCCCCCAGGCUUUAGGGACAGCUUUGAUGAGGAUGAGCAGCACGGAGGGGCCCAGGGGCAUGUCAGAAAGGGCCAGGGGACCCGUGACGAUAUCCCUGUAUCCCUCAUAGACUCAGUCCCCACACAGGGGGAGGAGGGCCCAGAGAUGGAGGGAGCCCUGGACGAUGCUGUGGUGUCCACCUUACAGGCACUGGAGGCCCUUGCGGCUUCUGAGGAGCAGAGCCCACACCCACAGUCAGAAAAUAGCACAGGUGUAGAAAUAUCAAGGGCCUUUAGCCCCGAGUCCUCAUCGGACUCUGGCAACGAGACUAACUCCUCAGAGAUGACGGAGAGUUCAGAGCUGGUCGCUGCCCAGAAACUCUCUGAAACCCAUUUGAGACUGUAUGUGGCCACUGCUGAGGGCUACCACACUCUGACUGAGGAGAAAACAGAGUUUCCCAAAACACCUUGUGAAGGAAAGGUAGCCCUGGCCAUACAGCAGAACCCUCAGGAGACCUGGGAGGGGGGGGAGGAGGAGGGGGCCAAGUCCUCAGCUGUGUCCUCCACCCAGAUCCUCCACUCAGAUGGGGGAGAGAUGGAGCCAGAGACCAUGGAGACCAAGUCCCUCACCAACUAUUUCAACAAACUGCACAUGGGCUCUGUGAUGAGAAAGCAGCCGGGGAAGCUGAGUGACACGGAAUGCAGGAUUCAGGGAGAUAACGAUGACUCAACAGAAAAACGACACAGCAACAUCCAGAACUCAAAUAGAGGGGAUCCACCCAAAUAUAAUUCAGACCCACCCAAAUAUAAUGCUAUUCUAAGGGAACCUCCAUACAUGAACCAAUUUGAAUUGGGGCGAACACCCUAUCCGUAUCGAGAGAAGCCCCCAAGAUAUCACCGACCUCCUGAAAACAAAAUGGCGGACAAUCUUUCCCCAGACUGUGUGAGUGAUUCACAAGCCUCGCACUCUGAUAGGGGAACAAUUAAGGGAGACAAGCAGGACUCAAAUGAGAGAAGCCUGCAAUUAGACUCUCAUUCCCGCUCCCCCGCCAAAGUCCCCCACAGUACUGAGGAAGCCAAUUUACCCAGCAGCGACCCACAGCAGCAGCAGACGAGGGUUCCCUCGGCCGAGCAGGAUGUCACACGGUUACACGAGUAUCACCUGAGUAAGCGCAUGUCAUUGUUACAGGGAAGCGAGGGCGUCCACUCCCUCCAGAGCUCCCAGUGCUCCUCUAUAGAUGCUGGCUGCAGUUCAGGAAGCAGUAGCUGUGUCACUCCCAUGGACUCUCCUCUCUGCACUGGAGAAAACAUGCACCUGCUCUCAGAGUCUUCCCUCAAGGGGCUGGGCUAUAUUAGUGGGGAGGAGAAGGCCUAUGGCACCCAAGGCCAGGGGACACAGCAGGGCAAGGCUAGACAUCAGACCAUAGACCCCACCCUGCUGAGGAAGAUCCACGCAGCCACCAGUGCCGAGCCUGGAUUCGGUACCAUACGAGGAGAUGGCUGCCACCGGAUGCCUAAGAUAAAAGAAACCACAGUGUAGCUUGCACCCAGCUCGAGACGGCUGCAGGGGAAGACUACUCCUCUGCUCUCUCCAACGAGGUCAACGCAGCCGCCACCACCACC